This is a messenger RNA of Copidosoma floridanum, 1628 nucleotides long. RefSeq names its product cyclic GMP-AMP phosphodiesterase SMPDL3A. The record is from RefSeq and is a predicted model, not a curated record. Gene Ontology annotation, molecular function: phosphoric diester hydrolase activity. Lineage: Eukaryota; Metazoa; Arthropoda; Insecta; Hymenoptera; Encyrtidae.
UGCUGCGAUGAUCUGGGAUUACGUGUUGUUGCUGUCAUGGGUUUGCACGGUGUACGGCAAGGAAGGCUACUUUUGGCACAUAAGCGACGUACACUAUGACCCGAACUACUCGAUCCAGGGCAGCCCCGAUGGCAAAUGUUGGGGCACGAAGGGCAGCUCAGAUGUCGGACGCGUGAGGUUGAACGACCGAAUGCCACCGGCUGGCGUUUACGGGCACUACGGCUGCGACUCGCCCUGGAGUCUCGUGCAGUCGGCGGCGAAGGCCAUGGAAGCCAAAAGGGCGGACGGUAUCGAGUUUGUUCUCUGGACUGGAGACGCGCUGUCCCGUCGCGAGAGCGCGUCGACAACUCGUAGGCUCCACCACCUGAAAAACAUAACCGAACUGCUGUCGCGCACCUUCACCGGCCAGUUCGUCUUCCCGGUGCUGGGCCACGAGGACAUCGGCCUCAACUUGUCCCAGGUCGCCCACCUCUGGCGAAACUGGCUACCGGACGAGGCCCUAACGACCCUCAGGGAAAACGGCUACUACACGAUAGAGCAGCGCUCGAAGAGGUACCAGAUCAUAGCACUGAACACGAAUGUGUGGCUGAGCGCCGAGUCGCUCCUCGAGAGCCGGGCACCCAGCCAGAGGGCCACGGGAAGCGGGGCGAGCCUCGGGGCAAGAGUGGCGGCGGUAACCACCGGCACGGACCCGGAGAACCAGUGGCAGUGGUUCCGCUCGGUGCUCGACAAGGCCCGCAAAAAGGGAAAAACCGUGUAUAUCGUGGGCCACACACCACCGGGAAUCGAUGAUCGUGAAGCUGGUACUGGCGUCCUCACCGAGGAGCACAAUAGACGCUACCUACAGAUUGUCCGUCAGUACGCGGACAUGAUACGUGGCCAAUUUUUCGGUCACUGGCACUCGGACACCUUUCGCAUCGUCUACAGCGAUGAUGGAGAGCCAGUGUCCUGGAUCAUGGUGUCGCCAAGUAUAACACCGUACAGGCAAGGUGGACCUAAUAACCCCGGCCUUAGACUUUACAAAUUCGAUAACAACACUGGACAGAUUUUGGAUUACGCCCAGUAUUACUUGAAUUUAGCGGAGGCGAACUCGAACAAACAGGCCAACUGGCGACUGGAGUACAACUUGCGGGAGUACUACAACCUCGGCGAGAUAACGGCGCUGAGCUUGCACGACCUCGCCGAUCGAUUCACGCAGCCGAGGGAAAACGCUUUCGUCAGGUACUACGGGGCGAAUCGGGUGUCGUUGGCGCGGGAAGUCGAGGAGAUCUGGGGCUGCGGAGGGGCGCUGAACGGCCUGUGCGCCCUACGCCACUACUGCGCUGUCACGCGGCUCGAGGCGCGCUCCUACGCCACCUGCGUUGCUUCUUACGCGGAGGCUCUUGCGUCCUCGAAAGCUUCGGCGACCCUUGGCUCUCGUCCGGUGCUGCUGGCUGUUUUUCUUCUGUCGCUGGUGGCGAUGAUGCCACGGUAGGAUACGUCACCCGGACUCGAGGAGGACGAUGGUAUGUUUUUCCCGUUUGGAGCCUCGGCUUUGAUGUAUACACAUCCCAUAAUAUAUCACCGAGCUUGAGAGAAAUGGUUUAAUUUUAUUUUUUUUUCCUUUUUUUUCCUUUUUUUUUGGGGUA